AUGGCAGCCUUAAACUUCAGCAGUACUCUGUCCUCCACAUUCUAUUUCACAGGUAUCCUUGGCUAUGAAGAAUACCACCACUUGAUUUCUAUCCCAUUUUGUCUCCUUUGCCUUAUUGGAAUAACAGGAAACUGCACCAUCAUGCAUAUAGUUCGAACAGACCCCAGGCUCCAUGAGCCCAUGUACUAUUUCCUGGCCAUGCUUUCUUUCACUGAUAUGUGCAUGUCCAUGCCCACAAUGAUAACCCUUUUCAGGGUUUUAUGGUCUAUUUCCAGUGAAAUUCAAUUCGAUGUCUGUGUAGUCCAAAUGUUUUUAAUACAUACUUUUUCCUUCACGGAAUCAUCUGUGCUCUUGGCCAUGGCCAUUGACCGGUAUGUGGCUAUCUGCCACCCUCUAAGGUAUGCUACCAUUCUCACCCCAAGACUUAUCCUCAAAAUUGGAAUUGCAUCCUUUCUUAGAAGUUCCUUACCUUUAGUUCCACUGCUGAUCCGACUGGCCUUCUUACCAUUCUGUCGCUCCCACACUCUGUCUCAUUCCUAUUGUCUGCACCAGGACAUAAUCCGCCUUGCCUGUGCUGAUAUCAAGUUCAAUGUUAUGUAUGGAUUGGGUGUUGUCAUUGUGCUGUGGGGCAUAGAUUGUCUGGGUAUUUUCGUGUCUUAUGUGUUUAUUCUUCACUCCGUAUUAAAAAUUUCAUCACGAGAGGGAAGACUUAAAGCCCUCAACACAUGUGCAUCCCACAUCUGUGCUGUGCUCAUUUUGUAUAUUCCUAUGAUUGGACUCUCUAUUAUUCAUCGUUUUGCUAAACAUUCUUCCCCACUAAUUCAUAUCUUCAUGGCUCAUGUCUACUUAUUUAUUCCACCUGUCCUGAAUCCAAUCAUAUACAGUGUGAAAACCAAACAGAUCCGCCAAGGAAUGCUGAAUUUGAUUCUCCCUAAAAACAUCAGAUCAUCAUUGAUGUAG
Sorex araneus (European shrew) is the source of this 960-nucleotide messenger RNA. RefSeq names its product olfactory receptor 51I2-like. NCBI's taxonomy places the organism in Eukaryota, Metazoa, Chordata, Mammalia, Eulipotyphla, Soricidae. Gene Ontology annotation, cellular component: membrane. Gene Ontology annotation, biological process: G protein-coupled receptor signaling pathway. Gene Ontology annotation, molecular function: G protein-coupled receptor activity; olfactory receptor activity. Bases 1 to 960 code for a protein of 319 amino acids. The record is from RefSeq and is a predicted model, not a curated record. The transcript has a single exon.